AUGAAGGUCUCGGUCGUUGCUCUUUUUUCUGCCGUGGCUGCAGUGUCUUUCGCCGAAGCCGUUCCUGCGUCCCAUGCUCGACGAUCGGACUUUAAGCCCAGAUACUACUUUCCGAGGGCUGUCAAGAGACAAGUCACAUCAUUCGCAAACACCACCACGACCGAUCCUAGCAGUUCGAGCAGUGAAGACUCAGGAGUUGGGAGCCUCCUCUCCACUCUGGGAGAUGUCUUGUCGGGAGUCGCAUCCGCCAUUUCGCCCGACACUGUGACUUCGAUACCCGCAAGCACUGAUGCAUCAGUAACUGAUCAGCCUCUCACUCAAUCUUCACUCGAAACUGGUCCCGUUUUCAUUCCGACGUCUACAGAGACAGCCAUUGCGUCUGCAACUGAUGUGUCCACCGACGGCAGUACCGACACCACACCGACGACCACCGAUCUCCCCAGCACCAUUACCGACGCUGCUACCACUAGUACAACGGAUGGCGAGCUUGGCAUCACGCUUGGUUUGAGUGGUAUUUUAACAAGCGAUACUGCGACAGAGACUACGACUGGGGCCGACACAGCCACUACCGAUGCUGCAUCAUCUGCACUUUCCUCUGCAAGCGAUGCUGCAACCUCGAUCCUGUCAGUAGCGAGCUCUCUACAAUCGGUCGCUGCAACAGCUGCUAGUUCGGACCUGGCGUCGAUCACCUCAGCCUUGUCCUCUGCUGCUUCGGUCGCAUCCUCAAUCGCGUCAGACGUGAGCUCGGCUGAAUCAGCCCUCACUUCCUCAGAUCCUGGAAGUGCGGCCACUACGACUUCCGGUAUCGCGGACGUCACAUCUGACCCCUUUGCCUCCACAAUCACGCCCACAAUCACUCCUACAGACUCGGUCACUCUGCCUACAGACUCGAUCACUACGCCUACAGACCCGGUCACUACGACUGAUAUAACUACGCCACCCCCAGGCACCCCUACUGUGUUACCUACAGAUAGCGAUACAGUGUCUCCGACUGACGUUGGUACUAUCACGCCCACCCCCACGGAUACCAACACUACAACACCCAUUGUUAUCGACACCGUAUCCCCGACCUUACCACCAGUAACCCUCAAUAAUGACACUAUCACUACCCCUCCGAUCACUACUCCGACGGAUUCCACGACCCUCAUUCCAACGGAUACCACAAGCGAUACUGCAGCAGUCACGACAAGUGAGAUUCCGACAGUGACACCUACUGAAACUCCGUCAGUGACGCCACCCAUUGUUGGGAACUUCACCACGCCUCUGAUUACGACGAGUACCAUACCGACUGUGUCUGUACCUGUUAAUACCAUCGAGCCAACUGGAACGGAUUCAGCUACGGCUCUAACACCACAGUCUAGCAUUAUCUCUGCACCGUCGACUAUCUCACCUCCCGAUUCUACGUCAUCAAGCCAGGCCGUGAUCCCAACUACUCUUCCCCGAGUAAUCCAGCCUCAGGGCGGUGUUCCGGACGCGCCAGAUAACUCCACCUUGAUCCAAAUUGGGUUCACCUAUGCUCUGAACUACGCAUUUGUUGUCUCUUCCUCAACCGCGGUCUCACAGAUCUUCGCUUAUCUCCCUGUUGGUAUCUCACAUGGUCUCGGUCUUGACUUGGAUGGAGUCGUCAUCCAAUAUUUGCAACCAUACAACACUUUGGCCACGGUCGACUACAUCACCACUUUGGCCAUGGCUUUCAUUCCCGCAAGCAAAGUUGAUGCACUCUCUUUGGAGCUGUUGAAUCCCAAUUCCGACCUGUACCAGAACUCAAACCCAUCUGUCGUCACUCUAAUGGGCAUGAUUGAUCCAUCUAUUCCUAUACUCCCUGGGUCUGCCGUCGCUGGUGGAGGCACUCCUGUCAAUUCGGCAAACACUGCUGCUACCACCUCAGACACCAGCAAAUCUAACGACGGUUCUCCCGGCUCCUCAGACUCUGAUAAUUCUCCAGUCCGUCCUUCUUCGGUCGGUAUCGCUGUAGGGGCUGUUGCCGGUGCCGCAGUCUACGGGGCUGCAAUGUUCCUAGUAGCCCGACGGUACAGAAAGAGAAAGGCCGGCCACCAAAGGGCGAGCAGCGUACAGUCGGGUCAAGUCAAUCGGCCUGGAGAACAAUCCAACCUGGUGGCUGCUGGCGCCCGAGGUAGCUACGGCACUAGGUUCGGUGGACGAACCUCUCGGAACAGCGACCGCAGCAAUUCAAGUCGGAGCGGUCGAACCUACAUCAGUCCACCCGUGAUGGCGGAAAACAGCCUGGGCUGGAACUGA
This is a messenger RNA of Capronia epimyces CBS 606.96, 2259 nucleotides long. RefSeq lists its product as uncharacterized. Gene Ontology annotation, biological process: establishment of cell polarity; signal transduction involved in filamentous growth; hyperosmotic response. The transcript has a single exon. Gene Ontology annotation, cellular component: plasma membrane; cell surface; site of polarized growth. Lineage: Eukaryota; Fungi; Ascomycota; Eurotiomycetes; Chaetothyriales; Herpotrichiellaceae. Gene Ontology annotation, molecular function: osmosensor activity. Bases 1 to 2259 code for a protein of 752 amino acids. The record is from RefSeq and is a predicted model, not a curated record.